AUGGAUAUCACUGCGCAGAUCAACGCUGCCUUAUUGAGCGAUGAUGGUGCAAUGCAAACCACGCUCCGAAAUAUUACUUCGGCUUUAGAAGAGCAGGUUAGGCAUCUAGAAGACCAAGUCCAUGCUGGCAAUGGUGUUACCAAUUCUGCUACAGCAACAACUAGCACCCAAGUUACAGAGCUUCUACAACAGGUGAUAGAUUUAGAGAUCCUGCAUCAUGACACACAAGCUCUCUACGACGCUGCUCUUGCGGAUGUAGACCACUGGAAGGCAGAACUCGCGCAAUCUCAACAAGCUAAGAAUAGUAGGGAGAAGCAGCUGAAGCAGGAACUUGAGGCAGAGAGACAAAAGGUGCGGACCCUUUUCGAGCAAGUUCAAUCGCUGAAGGGGAACAUCCGCGUCAUGUGUCGAAUCCGUCCUGCCCCUGUUGGCACCCCGGAAGAAGACCUCGUCGACUUUGGUCCUCGCGAGCGAGGAGACUUUUCCACACACUGGGGAAAGUUGCGUAUCACGACCGAGCGGAUGAACUUCAGGGGUCAAGCGGUCCAAGAACAGCGAUCGUUCGAGUUUGAGCGAAUCUUCGGUCCCGAUGAGACGAACGAGGAUAUCUUCAAGGAGAUCAGUGACCUCACUGAGUGCGCGUUGACUGGCGAGAAGGUAGGAAUCUUUGCCUACGGGCAAACAGGAUCGGGAAAGACUUUCACGCUCAGUCACAACGAUCCGCAGAAACCCGUAGACACCGGCCUCAUUCCCAGAACGUUGGGUCUGAUUUUCGAUACCAUCAAUUCAUCAACGGAUAAAUACAACUACACGGUUUCGAUGUCAAUUCUCGAGGUCUACGUCGACAAUGUUUAUGAUCUCUUGCAGACAGGCGACGAAGGUGAGAAGAUUCAAGUUCGCCUGGAACAAGCUGUGUCGGUGGAGCUGGACUCAGAGGCCAUGGCUGCGGAAAUGAUUGACGCAGCGACGAGCAUCCGGGAAACAUCGGCCACGAACAGGAACGAGACUUCGAGCCGGUCGCAUCUCAUUCUUACAUUUCAGAUUCGGAGGAGGGACAACGAGCAGCGAAAGACCGUCACGGGUAUCCUCAACAUCGUGGAUCUUGCCGGAUCUGAGCGAUCAGCAGCUGGUGGUCUGCAAGGACAGCAGCUCAGGGAAGGCAUCAAGAUCAACGAGUCGCUAAUGAGCCUUAACAUGGCCAUCACGUCACUCGGGCAGGGCGGCCGCAUCGCAUUCGACACGGCUCUCCUGCGCGCUCUCCGGCCCGUUCUCUCCAACGACUCGAAGACGCUGAUGUUCGUGAUGAUCAGCCCCUUCCAGAAGGACCUCACCAUCUCCCUGCAAACGCUCGAGAAGGGCCAAGAGGCGACCAACGCCAAGCUGGCCUCCGCCAACCGAAGCAGCAACUUCGCCGGAACAGUGUCAGCGCCUGCGACGCCCGUGAGACCUAUCAAACCCACAUCCUCCUCCCCGACAGGCGCGAGCGCGAGCACGAGCACGAGCACGAGGAGGACGCCGACGAGUACAGGCGACAGCCGCGUCCCUUCCUUCAUCGGAGUCCCGCGUGUCAGCUUGCGGGGAGGUUCGAGCCGAGGAGGCACGGCAGCGGGGCGAGGGGGUGCGGUGAGAGGGGGUGCGGCGCGAGGUGGCUCGACGCGCACAUCGCCUGCUGGUGGAGCUGCGCCAUCUCAGAACAACACGCGCAGAACGUAAUCAGUGGUGUUCGCAGUGGUUCCCCAGGUUCUCUAGGUUGAACGGUCCUAAGCCUGGGUAGGUACCUAACUAAUAGCAGCGGGUCUGGUAGUGAA
This is a messenger RNA of Hypoxylon fragiforme, 1808 nucleotides long. RefSeq names its product P-loop containing nucleoside triphosphate hydrolase protein. The transcript has a single exon. Gene Ontology annotation, molecular function: microtubule binding; ATP binding; microtubule motor activity. The record is from RefSeq and is a predicted model, not a curated record. NCBI's taxonomy places the organism in Eukaryota, Fungi, Ascomycota, Sordariomycetes, Xylariales, Hypoxylaceae. Gene Ontology annotation, biological process: microtubule-based movement. Bases 1 to 1713 code for a protein of 570 amino acids.